Cladophialophora immunda is the source of this 1101-nucleotide messenger RNA. RefSeq lists its product as uncharacterized. The transcript has a single exon. Lineage: Eukaryota; Fungi; Ascomycota; Eurotiomycetes; Chaetothyriales; Herpotrichiellaceae. Gene Ontology annotation, biological process: anaphase-promoting complex-dependent catabolic process; protein K11-linked ubiquitination. The record is from RefSeq and is a predicted model, not a curated record. Gene Ontology annotation, cellular component: anaphase-promoting complex. Bases 1 to 1101 code for a protein of 366 amino acids.
AUGCCACGCGCCCCUCGAAGAGCAGCGCAUCAGGCCCGUAACAAUGAAGUCACAACGACACCCACUCGCAACGCCUUGACAGCAGAAAUCCCUCCAUUUAUGCUCGAAACCCCUCCUCAUGCUCCCUUCCUCACUACUCCCUUACCACCGUCGAACAAUCCGGGCAACUCCAUUGUUCCAGGAACUAAUCCCCCACGUCGUCAACACGUUCGGAACGAACCAACACCAACCGCUCAUGGAAACGGAAAUAUCCACCAAGAGGGCGCCGAAGAGACACAGGCGUCGCAGAAUGGUCUUGGCUCAACAGCCUCAGAAGGGGGUCACGCAGACGAGCAGUCACUGCUUGAAUCUGUCCACCAUGACAUUGAAGAUGCCAGACACCUCCAGGGCCUGAGGGACAUUUCAUCGUUGGCAACAUGGACGUUGUCUUCUACAAAGCCCGGCUGUGGGCUGCCACAGCUGCGGAACCCGAGCCCAGCUCUAUUCUGGCAGAGUGAUGGGCCGCAACCUCACACUCUGACGUUACACUUCUUCAAGCUUGUCGCCAUCGUCAAAAUGAGAAUCUACCUGGACUUCGAGCUGGACGAGUCGUACACACCGACGAAAAUGAAAUUCUAUGCAGGCAUGUCAGAAGGGAGUCUGGUUGAGUUUGGCACAUGGGAAGUCAACGACACUGUUGAUCUGGAGACGGGUGAGGCGCACAGCAGCAUAGAAGGCUUACGGGGCUGGAUCGACAUACCGCUGAAGGGUGUAGGCGGUAGAGAGCCACGCUACCAUGGAAAUUCGGAUAUGGUAGCCAGUCAGGGAGAGCCUACGCUUUACCCCCUCAGAUCUGAUCUCCAGGAGAAUCCGGGAGGGGAUGUGCUGAAGGCGAUGGUGGUACAGAUUCGUAUUUGUGAGAACCACCAGAAUGGCAAGGACACCCAUGUUCGGGGAUUCCAGGUAUUUGGACGAGACUACAGCCACCAUGCAGAGAUGAAGAGCCAUGUGAGGAAGGGCAAAGGCAGUAAACAGAAACAGGCGCUGGAGGGUGAUGACGAUGCCGACAGGGUUGCUGGGCUUCAGAUGGCGGACUGGAUGGGUGAGGCUGAGAUCCGAUAA